CUCAUUGGCUCUGACAGCAGGACAGGGUGUGACAGCAGAAGCACAUCCACACUCAUUCACACGCUUUCACACACAGCGCAUCGACACACACUCGCGCACACACACAGUGACUCUAACAGGAGGACAGCUGUGAGGAACCAUGAACACACAGACCAGCAGAACCAGUGCAGAAAACAAGAGGAGAACCGUCCUGAAAGACAACAGCUGGAUCAGAAGAAACACAGAGCAGGAGGAGGCUGUAGAUGAUGACCCAAACUUUGGUCGAGUGGUCCUGGGUCAGGUGAAGCCAGCAGAAGUGGACAGCCAAUCAGUGGAGCCAGAUCAGACCGCAAGGAAUUCUGGGACAUCCGUCAGCUCUUUGAACAAGAGGUUCAGUGGCAGUCAGGAGCUGCUCAGUAAAAGCGGCACUAACACAUCCAGCACAGUGAGUGUUAAGAGCGCCGUGACCGUUCCACCAUCGCCCACCAAACCACCCGUCCCUGCUAAGAAACCAGCACUCAACAUUUCACCAAACGCUCAGUCCAGCUUCACCGCCAAAGUCUUCUCAGCAAACUCCAGCAGCAAAACAUUAAGUCCUGUUAAACCGUCAUUUGGUGAGAAGUUUCCUGAUGUCACUGCAGCAUCUCAAACUACCAAUGGCAUCUCAUCUUCAUCAUCAUCAUCCUCAGCUUCAUCAGCCACUUCAACCAGUGUGAAGAGUUCUGCUGUCACAACCCCUGUGAAUCAGACCGUGAACAGCCAGAGCAGGACGAGUGCCACAAACACUAAAACAUCAGUUCUGGAGGACUGGACACCUGCCAAACCUGCAGACAAGCCUACAGUGACCCUGAAGACCAGUGAUGUGAGUUAUUCUCCCACACGCUCGUCUCCAUCAGCCGUGACUGUGAACACACGCUACAGCUACCGGAGCGACAGUGCUCCGCUGGAUGAGCUCUCUGAUUCUCUGCUGUCUGGAAGUUUGUACUCCCAACCUGUCCGAUCACAGAGUGAAAGUUUCUCUCCGCGUGUGUCCACGUCCUCAUCAUCUUCUGUCCAGACGAGCGUCACAAACACUAAAACAUCAGUUCUGGAGGACUGGACUCCUGCCAAACCUGCAGACAAGCCUACAGUGACCCUGAAGACCAGUGAUGUGAGUUAUUCUCCCACACGCUCGUCUCCAUCAGCCGUGACUGUGAACACACGCUACAGCUACCGGAGCGACAGUGCUCCGCUGGAUGAGCUCUCUGAUUCUCUGCUGUCUGGAAGUUUGUACUCACAACCUGUCCGAUCACAAACUCAAACCAGGAGUGUUUAUUCAGAGUUUCCAGCUGAUUCUGCCUCUCUCCACUCUCUGGAGUCCAGCAGGCCGAUGAGCAGCCGGGACCUGUGUUCUGUGUGUGGGAAAGCCAUGGCUGGAGGAGAGCGCAUGAUCCUGGAGGAGCUGAAGAUCAACAGCCACACGUCCUGCUUCAGGUGUGCCGUGUGUCGUUGUGAUCUGGGCAGUCUGGAAGCAGGAAAGUCUCUGUGGGUGUACCGUGAGCGAGUGAACUGCUCAAGCUGCUACAGUAAAGUCAGAGGUCAGUGGUACAUCUGAGACGGACGAUGAGCAUCUGCAGUACACACACACACACACACACACGUGCAGAGGACAGUUCAACAGCAGAUGUUAUAUUGACCGCUGAUCAGAUGUUUAUAAAUGGAUAUAUACGUUAUGAAAGUGUAUUCUGAAAGGGUUUAUUAAUAUGCUCAUGAUUAUAUCUCUUCAUUAAUCUGUAAUGCAGAACGCUUUGAUCAAUCGUGAUGUUUGAACAAUGAUUACACAGUUCAUCUCAGAGUAUUGACGAGUGUAACGUCUGAUAAUAAACUAUAUUCUGCUCAUGA
This is a messenger RNA of Danio aesculapii, 1860 nucleotides long. RefSeq lists its product as uncharacterized. The record is from RefSeq and is a predicted model, not a curated record. NCBI's taxonomy places the organism in Eukaryota, Metazoa, Chordata, Actinopteri, Cypriniformes, Danionidae. The transcript has 22 exons. Bases 140 to 1573 code for a protein of 477 amino acids.